Molecule: messenger RNA, 1326 nt
Organism: Scomber japonicus (chub mackerel)
Lineage: Eukaryota; Metazoa; Chordata; Actinopteri; Scombriformes; Scombridae
Exons: 6
Coding region: 1-1326 (441 amino acids)
Source: RefSeq, a predicted model, not a curated record
AUGAAUAUUGCAAGAGGUGGAAAAGUGACUCAGUCUACACUGUAUGGGAAAGCUGUGCCUGAAAGGGCCAUUGAUGGGAAUCGUGCUAGCAACUGGGGACAAGGAUCCUGUACCCACACACAAAAGAAUCUCAAACCAUGGUGGAGACUGGAUCUCCAGAAGUUGUAUAAAAUCAACACUGUCACCAUCACCAAUAGAAAGGAUUGUUGCCAUGAUAGAAUCAAUGGAGCUGAGAUCCGCAUUGGGAAUUCUCUCAGUGACAACGGCAACGCAAAUCCCAGAUGCACUGUGAUCUCAUCUAUCCCAGCAGGAAAAACCAAAACAUUUCAUUGUAACGGAAUGGUAGGCCGUUAUGUGAACAUUGUGAUUCCAGGAAGAAGAGAGUAUCUGACACUGUGUGAGGUGGAAGUUCAUGGUGAACCUACAGCCUAUACAAAUAUUGCUGUGUUUGGAAAAGCAACUCAGUCCUCACUGCAUGGAAACGCUUUGCCUGAAAGGGCCAUUGAUGGAAAUCGUGCUAGCAACUGGAAACAAGGAUCCUGUACCCACACACAGAAUGAUCUUAAACCAUGGUGGAGACUAGACCUCCUGAGGUCAUAUACUAUUUCCUUUGUCAAGAUAACCAACAGAAAAGAUUGUUGUCACAACAGGAUCAAUGGAGCUGAAAUCCGCAUUGGAAGUUCUCUCAGUGACAACGGCAACGCAAAUCCCAGAUGCACUGUGAUCUCAUCUAUCCCAGCUGGAACAACCAAAACAUUUCAGUGUUAUGAAAUGGUAGGCCGUUAUGUGAACAUUGUGAUUCCAGGAAGAAAAGAGAGUCUGACACUGUGUGAGGUGGAAGUUUAUGGUGAACCUACAACUGAUACGAAUAUUGCCUUUAGAGGAAAAGUGAUUCAGUCUUCACUUUUUGGGAAUGCUUUGGCUGAAAGGGCCAUUGAUGGAAAUCGAGCUAGCCAGUGGAGACAAGGAUCCUGUACCCACACACAGAAGAAUCUUAAACCAUGGUGGAGACUGGACAUCCAGAAGUUGUAUAAAAUCAACACUGUCACCAUCACCAAUAGAAAGGAUUGUUGCCACAACAGGAUUAAUGGAGCUGAGAUCCGCAUUGGAAAUUCUCUCAGUGACAACGGCAACGCAAAUCCCAGAUGCACUGUAAUCUCAUCUAUCCCAGCUGGUACCUCCAAAACAUUUCAGUGUAAUGGAAUGGUAGGCCGUUAUGUGAACAUUGUGAUUCCUGGACGAAAAGAAUAUCUGACACUGUGUGAGGUGGAAGUUUAUGGGCAAGAGUCAGAGUAUUCCUAUCAAUAUGGUUGUGCCUGGGGUUGA